Messenger RNA from Aspergillus homomorphus CBS 101889, 959 nucleotides. Its product is annotated as DUF1769 domain-containing protein. The record is from RefSeq and is a predicted model, not a curated record. Lineage: Eukaryota; Fungi; Ascomycota; Eurotiomycetes; Eurotiales; Aspergillaceae. The transcript is spliced from 3 exons. The coding region runs from base 55 to 924 and encodes 289 amino acids.
CUAUUAUUCCCUAUUACCCUCCGUCACCACCCUAAUCACUACAUCCAUCACACUAUGUUCACCAGCAACAAAGCUCCAGACCAACGACUCCGCAUCACAGUCGGCCCAAAGUAUGACCCGCAAACGCAUCAAAGCGUGCAAGUCAACGGCGCCGAGCCCAUCCGCAUUGAAAGCCCACACCUGACAGCCGACAUCUGGGUGCGCAUCCAAGACUACACCGGCUAUCCAACGACCUCCCCGCGCACAAACCCCUACUUCAACCACGAAGUGACCUCCCGAAACCGCUACUCAAUCACCCUCUCCCUCACCUUCAAGCAAGCCGUGAACGGCAACGACCUCCUCUUCGGCAACGACUUCGACCACCCGAUUCGCGACUACCUGCCCCCCGGUUUCGGGACGGCCUUCCGCAUCGUCAAGACCAUGCUCGACCCCUCGCUGGACGGCGACGCCCACGCCGACAAGCCGUAUCUGUACAGUCCCGCGCUGGCCUCGUGGAACCAGUUCCAUAUCGGUGAUGUCACGAAUGCGCUGCCGGCGGUGUCCGAUCCGGUUAUCCUUGAGGGCGCGGAUGGGUCUGGGAUGGAGGUGCGCAAUACAUACGCUAUCCCUGAGGAUGCGGCGGCGCGGACGAAGCAUUUUCGGGCGGAGGAGAAACGGGCGGAGUUUGAGUUCGAGGCCGGUAGGGUUUAUCAGGCGGAUUUUGGGAAUCCGUAUUUGGACUUUAAUGAAUUCUCGAUCCAUAUCCCCGGCAUCACGUUGAAUAUUAGUAAGUAUGUGAGUGAGAAGAAUAAUGUGCUGCGGUAUGUCUUGAAGAACCGCGCAACCGGGGAGGAGUAUCUCGUCAUUGGGUUUACGGUCGUGUUAGAUGAGGAGCAGGAGGAGGAUACAGAAGAGAACAAAGAAGUCGUCGACGAGGUGGAUUAGAGGCUAGAUACAACGUUAGCGAGGUACAGAUACAC